AAUCUGCCUGAUUGGGGAGAUAAUACAGAGUUACAUUUGACAAAUCCCAUCCACGAGCUGACGCCGCUUGACCUUUGCUCUCGUUGACGUUUUUUUUUAAUUAAGGACUUUGGCGUGGAACGAAUGCGGUUAGAGAUCUUCAAGGGAAACAAAAGCGAUGCGAAAGAGAAUCGUCGGAGAAGGCGCUGGUGGAAGAGCGGCGAAGAAGAGGAGGAGGAGGAGGGACGAAUGAGACCGCUGAGUGCGCGUCUCCCGGAGCCGGGCAGUGCCUAACUCGGCUGCAGGCCUCUGCUGCCGGUUAAUUCCGCUCGGUACGCGUUUGGAACCUUGACCUGCGAGUUUGUAUUAACGUUCCAUUUCGGAAGUAACAUUUCGAAUUUGCAACAUUUUGUUGCAGCCCGGGAAAGACUUUUUAAAAAAAAACCCACACCGGGACUUCAGUCGUCAUUGUACUCAGUCGGCACUGGAACCAAGGCUCGCAGUUAAUUAUUCUUCGGCCGCCGUUUCAUGGCUUCCUCGCAUUUGCUAGUGUACAAAUGGCAAGGUGGGACGUUUACAGCGAGGAAUUCACUUUGACUCAUAGUGCGCCUGACAGUUCCCCCGCCCUUGACCCACCUUCUAGCACCUGCACUAUACUCCUGCAGCUUUCGACGGGGUGAAGGAAUUUUUGCCUCCAGUAUCAUUUCAGAGGGCUGUGUAAGCUCCUCUGCCUCGAGAAAUGGCUGGGAUGCCUGCUCCUGUUGUUCCUGCUGAUGUUGAGCAACCAAGUACAGGCAGCGUUCUGGCCAAUGGUGUGUGUACAGAGCCAAUGGGAUCGUUGCCACCGAGAACUGAUGACCAGGCACCAUCCUCGGCUCCAACGCUUUCACUGCCGGAGCCCGUGGGACACGGCCGCCACCCGUCUGCCCUCGGCCAGGGGCCUGCAGGUCAGGAAGCCGGUCGGGCUAUCGGCUCCACGACUUGGGGAGAUCAGGAGGUCAGCUGUGGCGAGCAGCGGGGUCACGGUGCGGGCGGUCCUCGUUCUGACCGCCAGCACCACACUCCCGACACCGCUCCGUUACACCAGGAUGCGCCAGGAACAAUGGAUCAGGGAGAGGGGCUGCCUGAUUGCCCAGUACCUACAAGUCAAGGAGAGACAGCCAAGGAGGACCUGCUGUUGAGCUCUUACGAACUGGUGCAGCCUCAUUGGUUCCACUGCAAAUUGGAAGACUCCAGGGCCGUGUGGAUCCCCUUCAGUAAACUAGACUCCCUCGUUCUGGAGGAGAAGUAUCGCUCCGCAUCGGACUCACGCGACGUGGUUGUGGCAACGGAUGGUGGGCGUUACGACGUGUUCCUGUCCCGGCGCUCCAGGCACGCGGUGUACUGGCAGGAGACUCCCAGCAAAGUGCGGAGGUGCACCUGGUUCUAUAAGGGAGAGAAGGACAGCAGGUUUAACCCCUACACCGAGGAGUUCAGCGAGCAGAUCGAGAAAACGUACGAAUUGUGUGUGGUAACUAACGAAUGGAGCCGGAAGGUGGAAUUUCCCACAGGAGAAGUCAUUAUCCUGCACAAUCCAAAGCUGAUGAUACAUUUCCAACCGUCGGGGUCAUUGGACGAGUGGGGAACUCCCUCUGCCGAGCAGAGUAAGCCGUGGGUCGUGAAAAGAGGCACAGAGCAGACCUACACGGACAUCUUUGCCGGGGAACCCGUGAAGGUGGAUCACUUGGUCUUCAUGGUGCAUGGAAUCGGACCGGCCUGUGACAUUCGAUUCCGCAGCAUCAUUCAGUGCGUGAACGAUUUUCGGAGCACUUCCCUCAGCCUGCUGCAAACACACUUCAGGAAGGCCCAGGACGAGCAGAAGGUUGGUCGAGUGGAGUUUCUGCCCGUCAAUUGGUACUGCACUUUGCAUGGAGACGCAACAGGGGUGGAUGAGGACAUCCGGAGGAUCACGCUGCCAAGCAUCAGCCGUCUGCGGCACUUCACCAACGAGACCCUGCUCGACCUCUUCUUCUACAACAGCCCCACCUACUGCCAGACCAUCGUGGACACGGUUGCCAGCGAGAUGAACCAUCUCUUGUCCAUCUUCCAGCAACGCAACCCGGACUUCAGCGGUGGCAUUUCGGUGACUGGGCACAGUCUCGGUUCCCUGAUCCUCUUUGAUAUACUGACAAACCAGCUAGAUGCUGAAUCUAGAGCACCUACGCCAAGACAACCACUUCUGAGGAGGAAUUGCCAUUCCUGCACCAAGGACCCGCGGAGCUUGGAGGAAGCCCUGAAAAUGCACGGGUUGUCUGAAUUCCAGAGUGUCUUGGAGAAGGAAAGAUUGGACUUUGACUCCUUGGCUCUGUGUUCGGAUGAUGAACUGAAGGACUUGGGGAUACCUCUGGGACCAAGGAAGAAGAUCCUCAGUUUGGCAAAGAAGUUGGCCCACGCCCAGGAGCACAGGGAAGAGCCGAACGUUGAGCCGGAGGUGAGAGGCAUCCCGGGGAAAGUCAGCCUGCCCUCAGAGGAGGAGGGGGCCGGCGAGCAGUCGCAGAGACCCCUGUCCACCAGCAGCCUCACCUCUGUGAACUACGAGCAGUUUGACGUUGGCAUCGGUCAGGUCCUGGUAAAUUAUCCACGUCUGAAUUUUGAGCCGGAGGUCUUCUUUGCAUUUGGCUCACCCAUCGGCAUGUUUCUCACUGUCCGAGGACUGAAGAGAAUUGAUCCCAACUACAAGUUCCCCACGUGCAAGAGGUUCUUCAACAUCUACCACCCAUUUGACCCCGUUGCAUACAGGCUCGAGCCCAUGAUCGUCCCGGAUGUGGACCUGGAGCCCAUGCUGAUCCCCCAUCACAAGGGCAGGAAGAGGAUGCACCUGGAACUGAAGGACAGCCUGACGCGGAUGGGCUCAGACCUGAAGCACGGCCUCUUCUGCUCCCUACGGAACGCCUGGCAGUCAUUCACCCGGCUCCAGUCGCCCCUGCCCCAGCUGCUGCCCGACACAACCGCCGCGGCCAUCGAGUCGCCCGUCGCCGAGAGUGAAGCCGGGUCUGAAGCGGACGGGAGCGGCUCCCUGCAGGAGGAGGAGGAGAAGGAAGUCAGGAUCGGGAUGUUGAAUGGCGGACGGCGUAUUGAUUAUGUGCUUCAGGAGAAGCCCAUCGAAAGCUUCAACGAGUACCUCUUCGCUCUCCAGAGCCACCUCUGUUACUGGGAAUCUGAGGACACAGUGCUGCUAAUUCUGAAGGAAAUUUAUCAAACACUCGGCUUCAGCAUCGAGCAAGCGCAGCACUAACGAAGACCUACACCGGCAGGGAUGAGAACUUCCAACACACCCCAAUGCUGACAGGGUUGGAAUCUCCGGCCCACCAACCAUGACUCCGUUCCCUUCUUUCAAAGCCAAGCUGCUAAUCGUGAAGGUGUUGAGGAUAAUACAGACUUUCACUACCUUCUGAGGUAGCAAACAAGGUCGGUUGCCAAAUGCAUUGGAAAGCUUGUCCGCCAGACGUUUGGAUUUUGAGCGCUGCAAGGAAAUGGCGAGUGGCCUACAUCCAGCAGGCAAGGGAGCCUCUCCAAAGGUUGCAUUGUCUGUAACUCCCUGGCAGGCAUUAACAGUAGUGGCAUCCAAUUAAGAGGAUUAACUUUAAUCAGUGAUGUGGUCUACAUCACCAGCAAGAGUGUGUUCUGUGAUGGGCGCUGCGUACGGGAGCUUGACUACAGACCAGCAGUACAGACUUAUUUAACCAUUUUUAUUCUGGGUUUGAAAUGCGGAUGUACUUUUUAAUCUGAGUGUGGAUUUAAGACAGGAAAUAUCCUCAUUUAUUCGCAAUACCACUUUGCAACCGAGCAUCCCCGUGGCGUUCGUGACAGAACAUUAUCUUUGAAUUCCCAUGCACACUUCUGGAUUGUCCUUGUCACACAGUGGCGUGACGCAGUAGUGUUGGAGUAAUUGUAACUUGGUCAGAAGUGUAUUUGUCAAUGCAAAACCAUAAACUAGCACAUCUGUAACAGAAGCAGAGGGUGUUCUGUGAAUGUUAGAGAUUGUUCCACAAUGUUUCUUUUGCUGGAGGCUCCCAACGUAAUGGCUUUAGAACCAACCAAUAGCCAUGUAGAUGACGCAGUGAAGCAGCAGCCACUGCCUUCCAACUCCAGUAACGCAGGUUCAAUCCUGACCUCUGGUGCUGUCUGUAUGAUGUUCAAAGUUAAUGUAUUAUCAAUAGAAUUCCAGCCGCCCCA
Hypanus sabinus (Atlantic stingray) is the source of this 4194-nucleotide messenger RNA. RefSeq names its product phospholipase DDHD2-like. Lineage: Eukaryota; Metazoa; Chordata; Chondrichthyes; Myliobatiformes; Dasyatidae. Bases 719 to 3253 code for a protein of 844 amino acids. The record is from RefSeq and is a predicted model, not a curated record. Gene Ontology annotation, molecular function: metal ion binding; protein binding; triacylglycerol lipase activity. The transcript is spliced from 18 exons. Gene Ontology annotation, cellular component: COPII-coated ER to Golgi transport vesicle.